Messenger RNA from Triticum turgidum subsp. durum (durum wheat), 3735 nucleotides. NCBI's taxonomy places the organism in Eukaryota, Viridiplantae, Streptophyta, Magnoliopsida, Poales, Poaceae. The record is from the annotation of a GenBank genome assembly.
AUGCUCCUGGCCUCCUCGGUGCUGCGGGGUCGCCUCCGCCCCCUCCGCCGGCCCCGGCCCCUGAUCAUGCCCUCCCCUCUCUUCCUCUACCGAAACCCUAGCCCCAGCACCAGCAGCAGCGCGAGCCCCCAACUCCCCUCGCCUUCCGCCAUGAGCACCAGCGGCGUCUACGUGCCGCCGAUGCGCCGGCUCCGCUCCGUCAUCGCGUCCACCAACGGGAACCUCGCGCCGCCGCCCGCGGUGCAGCCCGCGUGGACGCCCGAGUGGCGGGCCGACGGGCGCUCCCUCAGCCCGCCGUCGCCGCCUCAGCCGCAGCGCCGCACGGCUGCCCUCCCGCCCCGGCCGCCGCCGCCCCAGACGCAGCCCUUGCGCCAGCAGACCGCUGGGUAUUCUCGGUACGCCUAUGACGACUUCUCCGAGGAGGAUUCGGACCGGGAAAUGGACCGCACGUCAGUUUCUAGCAAGGGGGGUGCAUCUACUUUAGAGAAUGUUGACGAAUGGAAAUGGAAACUGCACAUGCUUCUCCGUAACGACAAUGAACAAGAGAUUAUGUCUAGGGAGAAAAAGGACAGGCGUGAUUUUGAUCAACUUGCCCAACUGGCAGAUCGAAUGGGUUUGCACAGCCGUCAGUAUUCCCGAAUCAUCGUGUUUAGUAAGGUCCCCUUGCCUAAUUAUAGAUCAGACCUUGAUGACAAAAGACCUCAAAGAGAGGUAUCUAUACCUUCUGGCUUGCAAAGAGAAGUUGAUGCAUUGCUUGCAGACUAUCUUGCGCGGAAGAGAACAGACAGUGGGAACUUUCCUAAUGCUGCCUUCUCAAGGUCAAGCAGCACGGACAGUUUCGCGACUGAUGAAAGCUUCUAUGAGCAGCAGGAUAAUCAGACAUCAACCAAUGUUGUGAUGGAAAGAAUCCAAAGAAGGAAAAGCUUACAGUUGCGUAACCAGCAAGCUGCUUGGCAGGAAUCAAAUGAUGGUCAGAGCAUGAUGGAGUUUCGUCGUAGUCUUCCUGCCCAGAAAGAAAGACAAUCACUAUUGGAAGCUAUAUCUCAGAAUCAGGUGGUUGUAGUUUCAGGUGAAACUGGCUGUGGUAAGACAACACAGUUGCCACAAUACAUUUUGGAAUCUGAAAUAGAAGCCGCUCGUGGUGCUACUUGCAGUAUCAUUUGCACUCAACCAAGACGAAUAUCAGCUAUUUCUGUUUCUGAAAGAGUUGCUGCUGAAAGAGGUGAAAAAAUUGGGGAAUCGGUUGGCUACAAAGUUCGGUUGGAAGGAAUGAGAGGAAGGGAUACACGCCUUCUGUUCUGCACUACUGGGGUCCUGUUGCGAAGAUUGCUGGUGGACAGAAGCUUGAAAGGUGUCACCCAUGUUAUUGUGGAUGAAAUUCAUGAACGGGGCAUGAAUGAAGAUUUUCUCCUUAUUGUCCUAAAGGACCUUCUUCCACGCCGACCGGAGCUAAGGCUUGUAUUGAUGAGUGCAACACUCAAUGCUGAGAUGUUCUCUUCAUACUUUGGUGGAGCACCCAUGAUACAUAUACCUGGUUUUACAUACCCUGUCCGGAGUCGUUUCCUAGAAGAUAUUCUUGAAGUUACUGGCCACAGAUUGACUCCGUACAAUCAGAUCGAUGACUAUGGCCAAGAGAAAAGUUGGAAGAUGCAAAAGCAAGCUCUACGGAAGAGAAAGAGCCAAAUUGCUUCUGUUGUGGAAGAUGCAGUUAAAGCUGCGGAUCUAAGGGAUUAUAGUCCGCAAACUCGUGACUCUCUAUCCUGCUGGAAUCCUGAUUCAAUUGGUUUUAACUUGAUAGAAAAUGUCUUGUGCCAUAUUUGUCAAAAGGAAAGAGAUGGUGCUGUGCUUGUAUUUAUGACUGGGUGGGAUGACAUUAAUACGCUAAAAGAUCAGCUACAAUCCAACCCAUUGCUUGGCGACCCUAGUAAAGUUUUGCUGCUUGCAUGUCAUGGUUCAAUGGCUAGCUCAGAGCAGAAACUAAUAUUUGACAAACCUGAGCCUGGUGUAAGGAAAAUAGUUCUUGCCACCAAUUUGGCUGAAACUAGUAUUACUAUCAAUGACGUAGUUUUUGUUGUUGAUUGUGGAAAAGCAAAAGAGACAUCUUAUGAUGCACUGAACAAUACCCCGUGUCUGCUUCCAACCUGGAUCUCCAAGGCUUCUGCUAGACAAAGACGAGGAAGAGCUGGCCGAGUUCAAUCAGGGGAAUGUUUCCAUCUCUACCCACAGUGUGUAUAUAAUGUGUUCGCUGACUACCAGUUGCCCGAACUUCUGAGAACCCCUCUCCAAUCCCUCUGUUUGCAAAUAAAAAGCUUGCGGCUUGGUAGCAUCUCAGAAUUUUUAUCCAGAGCUUUGCAGUCACCUGAGUCUCUAUCGGUACAAAAUGCCAUCGAAUAUCUCAAAGUCAUUGGAGCAUUCGAUCAGAAUGAAGAGUUAACAGUUCUAGGAAAACACCUGUCUAUGCUUCCAGUUGAGCCUAAAUUAGGCAAGAUGCUUAUUUUUGGGGCUAUAUUUAAUUGCCUUGAUCCCAUAUUAACCAUUGUUGCUGGACUUAGUGUAAGAGAUCCAUUCAUGACACCAUUUGACAAGAAGGAUCUUGCAGAGUCUGCUAAGUUGCAGUUCUCAUGCCGUGACUAUAGUGACCACCUUGCGAUUGUUCGUGCUUAUGAUGGAUGGAGAGAUGCUGAAAGAGAUCGCAACGGCUAUGACUACUGCUGGAGAAAUUUUCUGUCAGCGCAAACCUUGAAAGCCCUAGAUUCUCUCCGGAGGCAGUUCCUCUUUCUUUUAAAGGACACUGGCUUGAUUGAUGAAAACAUGACUACGUGCAAUAAAUGGAGUCGCGAUGAAAAUCUUGUUCGGGCAAUCAUUUGUGCGGGUUUAUACCCAGGUGUUUCCUCUGUUGUGAACAAGGAGAAAUCAGUUUCUCUCAAGACAAUGGAGGAUGGGCAGGUUAUGCUUUACUCGAGCUCAGUGAAUGGGAAAGAAGCCAAGAUUCCAUUCCCCUGGCUAGUGUUCAAUGAGAAAGUGAAGGUGAAUUCAGUGUUUCUCCGGGAUUCAACAGCGAUAUCUGAUUCUAUAUUGCUGCUCUUUGGAGGAAACAUACAACAAGGAGGCUUGGACGGACACUUGAAAAUGCUCGGGGGAUAUCUGGAGUUCUUCAUGAGUCGCGAUCUUGCAUCGACUUACUUGAAUCUCAAGGGUGAACUUGAAAAUUUAAUCCACUGCAAGCUUCAAAACCCAAGGAUUGACAUCCAAACCAGCGAGGAGCUGCUGUCAGCCGUACGGCUGCUGGUCACGGAGGACCCAUGCAGCGGCAGGUUUGUCUACGGCCGACAAGAACCAAGGUCAAAGAAAGCAAAGACAAUGAUCUCGUCGGCCUCGGUGGCCUCCAUGGACCGCGGAGGCGGAGGCGGGCACGGAGGGGACAACCCAAAGAACCAGCUGCAGACCCUCCUGACGAGGGCGGGGCACGACAACCCGUCCUACAAGACGAAGCAGAUCAAGAACACCCUCUUCAGGUCGACCGUGGAGUUCAACGGCAUGCAGUUUGUGGGGCAGCCGUGCGCCAACAAGAAGCUAGCGGAGAAGGACGCGGCGGGGGAGGCGAUCAGCUGGCUGACGGGCGGGGAGGCUCCUCCGGUGACGGCCAACGCGAGAGACCGGCAGGACGCCGACCACAUGUCCAUGCUGACGAAGCCGGCUCCACGCAGGAGGCGGCACCACCAUAGGAGGAGCUGA